AUGGCAGAUUCACCAAAUGAUAUCGAUAUCGAUAUCGAGACUGAUGAAAUACUAAACUUGGAACAAGAACAAUAUCAAAUAGGGUAUCAAGAAGGAGUCGAACAAUCUGCAAAAGAACAGUAUCUCGAAGGUAAGCAAUUUGGCUACCAAACAGGAUUUCAAAGAUUUUUAAUAGUAGGGUAUAUCCGAGGACUUGUGGAAGAUUGGGAGAGCCACAUAUCUGAAUAUGGUUCCAUUGAAUCCACAUUAAGGAAUCAUUUAAAACAAUUGAAAAAUUGUCUCGAUGGCCUACUGAUGAUAAAUGAUGAAGAUUCAGUAGCACAAUUCGAAAUACAAUUGAAAAAAGUCAGAAACAAACUAAGAGUCAUUUGUCAAUUGAAUAAGGAGAGUUGGAAGAUUAAUGACCUUGAUAAGUUGGUUGAACAAGUUGGUGGGUCAAUGCAAGUCAGUGAAAAUGUUGUUGAAAUGUGGUGA
Molecule: messenger RNA, 474 nt
Organism: Lodderomyces parapsilosis
Lineage: Eukaryota; Fungi; Ascomycota; Pichiomycetes; Serinales; Debaryomycetaceae
Product: ribosome biosynthesis protein
Exons: 1
Coding region: 1-474 (157 amino acids)
Source: RefSeq, a predicted model, not a curated record